AUGAUUUCCUUUCUCUUUACAGAUCUCUUUCUCCAGCUUGAGACAGAGCAGGUGGAGAGGAACUACAUCAAGGAGAAGAAAGCAGCGGUGAAGGAGUUUGACGAUAAAAAAGUGGAACUGAAGGAAAACCUAAUUGCAGAGUUGGAGGAGAAGAAAAAGAUGAUCGAGAAUGAAAAAUUAACAAUGGAGCUGACGGGAGACUCAAUGGAGGUAAAACCUAUAAUGACUCGGAAGCUGAGGAGACGACCCAAUGACCCGGUCCCAAUACCAGACAAACGGAGAAAACCUGCACCAGCUCAGCUAAAUUAUUUGUUAACAGAUGAUCAGAUAAUGGAAGAUCUAAGAACACUUAAUAAGCUUAAAUCACCAAAAAGGCCAGUGUCUCCCACGACUCCAGAGCACGUCCCCUCCGCCCCCAUGGAGAGCCCCUCCCAGCGGUACGAGGCUCGCAUCGAGGAGGGGAAACUCUACUACGACAAAAGAUGGUACCACAAGAGCCAGGCCAUCUACCUGGAGUCCAAGGACAACACAAAGAUUAGCUGUGUCAUCAGCUCAGUGGGGACCAACGAGAUAUGGGUGAGGAAGACGAGCGACAGUACAAAGAUGAGGAUCUACCUGGGUCAGCUGCAGAGGGGAGCGUUUAUCAUCCGUCGACGGUCGGCUGCAUGAAACAUCGCCCCGCCUCUCCCCAUCUGUCCAUUUAUCCAUCCAUCCAUCCACCCGCCUUCCUUAAUGGUGCAUCUCAGUUUGACUUAUUAUUCAUCAUAGACACUACCCCCUUAUGACACAAACAUACACACACAGUCUUCUGUGAUCAAGAACAAUUGCAUCUGUUUCCUACAACCAAAUGACAGUACAGUUAAAGUUGUCAUAACUGACUGCUUUCCAGCAUUAUUUGUCACUAUGUGGCAUGUGUGUGAAGUGGUCAUAACAGAGCCUGCUUUAUUUCUGUCUCAUGCUGUCAAUACAAAUGUUUUUUUAAAACACACAUUGUCAUUUACCUUUUUAUAUAUAAGUUAUUUUUCCAUAUGUUGUUGGUCAAGUGGCCCCGCAGAAACUGUCUCCAAGCUUUUAAAACUCUCUAAUGUGAUCCUACACCAGGAGUCAUGCCAUUUACAAAAGAAUAUGUCUUUUGCACUGUCAUCAAAAAAAACGGCAUCUUGCUAUGCUGAUGUUUUUUUCCCUAAUAACUUGUUCAAAAGCCCAAUGUAUUAAAACCCCAAAUUUCUUAUUUGAAAAUGUAUUUUAAGGAUAUUCUGUUAUUUCUUUGCCAUUGUAUGCGACCUCCUCCAUAUGUGAACCAUCUGGAAAAGUUCAGCUGUAUUUGCAUGUGGAGCGCUACGUUGACUGCUGAUUUCUACUGUGUUCCAUUUUAUUAAAAUGUUUUCUGCAUUUUAUUAAUUUAAUUAAAGAUUUGUUGCUUUUUUAAAUCUUGAAAUAUGCAGGAACAGGUUUGCUGGCUUUAAGUCAGUCAUGGUAAUCAACAUUUUACUGUUUACUAGAUAUUACGUGUGUCGUUCAGUGCUGAGAAGCAAACAUUGGGUUUCUAAUGCUUUUUUGCUGAAGGGAGUUUGGAAAAAAAUAGUUAAAACAUUAGAGGGACAUUCAAAAUGAAUUUUUGCUAUCUGAAGUGCUUACUAACACAGAAACUACAAAAUAAGUUUUUUCAUCAGAUUCCAUCGGAAAACAUGAUUUUCAACAAGCUACUGGUACAGAUUUGGCUCACCUUAUGAC
This is a messenger RNA of Notothenia coriiceps (black rockcod), 1734 nucleotides long. It is a transcript of the gene suds3, whose product is annotated as SDS3 homolog, SIN3A corepressor complex component. The transcript is spliced from 8 exons. Lineage: Eukaryota; Metazoa; Chordata; Actinopteri; Perciformes; Nototheniidae. The record is from RefSeq and is a predicted model, not a curated record. The coding region runs from base 1 to 669 and encodes 222 amino acids.